AUGAAGGCCCUGUCACUGGUGACUGAUCCAGAUGAAAAGAGAAAAUACUCGGCUCGUGUCAAGCAGUAUAUGCAUGAUGCCGAGCGGAUCAAGAACGGCGAAGACUGGACGGCAGUGAUCAGCCCCGGUAAAGCCAAUGCUCCCGACAGCGGCAAGGUGAGGCUACUCAAGGAACCUCGCAAUUCUCGGAAAUUACCCACCAAGGAGCAAAUCAUUCUGCUCAAAGCUGGCUUCCUCAACGGUGUCAAGUUUCCGCUAUGGACAAAUGCUCCUGAUCAGAGUGAGUUUGAAAGAGCUCCUGGUGAGGAUCUUUUCUUAGACGAAGCGUCAGAGUUGCCGCUAUCCGAGUUCCAAUCCGAUGUACUGGACGACUGGAAACGACCCGAUGAUGCGCUGCCUCCGCCAUCAUGGUAUCUAGGCAACCAAACCGGACUGGCGCCGACAAUGGACAUAUAUCGCGACAUUGAUCUCGUACAAGAUGCCGCUACAGACUGCUCCGUGGUAGCUUCCCUUUGCGCGGCGAUCGCAAGACUCGCUCGUGGCCAUCCCAAAAUGCUACAGUGUCUUAUGUAUCCCUUUGACGUUGCGAAGGACCAGCCGAUGUUGUCGAAGAAUGGCAAGUACGUGAUAAGCAUGAAUUUCAACGGUGGCUACCGUCGUGUUGUGAUCGACGACCGCAUACCCACAAGCUCGACGAACAGAGUGAUUCAUGUCAUUGAUCGGAACCAUCCCAAUCUGCUGUGGCCAGCGCUUGUUGAAAAGGCGUAUCUCAAAGUUAGAGGCGGCUACGAUUUUCCUGGCAGUAAUAGUGGUACUGACGUGUGGAUCCUGACGGGCUGGAUUCCGGAGCAAGUCUUCCUUCAAUCUGACGAUCUCGAGCCAGACAACUUUUGGAGACGAAUUCUCAAGGGCUUUUCCUAUGGCGACGUACUCAUCACCAUGGGAACUGGCAAAAUGUCGAGGAGGACCGAGAAGGCUUUGGGGCUGGCCGGCGAGCAUGACUACGCAGUCCUCGACCUUCGAGAAGUGGAUGGCCAGCGUCUCAUGCUUAUCAAAAAUCCAUGGGUUGAAGGCACGAGCUGGCGCGGACGGCAGCUACACGAUGAGAUGGAGCCCGUCAACUCACCGCGCGACUUGCUCAACGUUGACGACCAAUUGAAACCUGGCACAUUCUGGAUGGACCUUGACAAUGUCAUACAGCACUUCGAAUCCGUAUAUCUGAACUGGAACGCCGGCCUCUUCUCCUUCCGGCAGGAUGCGCACUUUGCGUGGGAUCUGUCAGAGAGCCCUGAGGCUGGUAGCAUGCAAAGGACAAGAGGACCAUAUACAAGUCUUCAACAACAUCCACAAUUCACGGUCACUGCUAGUAAUGGGGGCACCAUCUGGCUACUGUUGUGCAGACAUUUCCAGAACUAUGUUCCGGAAGAUGCGACAGCCGAAGAGAUUGAAAGUGGACGGCAGUACAUCGACCUCAAUGGCCACAUUUCGAUGGUUGUCUUUGCCUCGCGCGGGCGGAGAGUCCUGCUUUCAGAGCGGUAUCUUCAAAAAGGUUGGUUCGUCGAUAGCCCGCAGAUUCUGCUCAAGUUGGACGACUGCGAACCUAAUAAAACCUACACGGUUGUUCCGCUGGAGCAGAAUCUGCACUCAACGAACCACACGUUCACGUUGUCUGCAUUCAGCAACUCGCCGAUCACGUUGAUGGACGCCGGACCCCGGUAUGCCCAUGUCACCGCUCUGUCUGGACGAUGGAGCAAGGAGACCGCAGGUGGUAACGCCCAGAACACGACUUACUACGAUAAUCCGCAAUACAACAUCACCAUCUCGGCUCGAACAAAUAUCAGCCUCUUGCUGGAAGCGCACGAUCAACAGCUCAACGUCCACGUCAGGCUUCUCCACAGUAAUGGUCAACGUGUACAUCGCAUGGGCAAGAAAGACAUCAUAGUCGACAGUAAAGACUACCGCCGUGGAUGCUGUCUUGCUGAAAUUGAAGACCUCGACGCUGGUCAAUACACCAUCGUCUGCAGCACAUUCGAGCCAGAUCAGCUCGGCGCCUUCAACCUACGCAUCGACUCUUCCCAGCCGGUUUGUGCUACACUCUUGCCUCGCGAAGGUGCAGGGAGAAUUAGAACAGAGCUCAAGCCUGCGGUGUUCAAACAAGGCGAAAGUAAAGUCGCUGCACCGCUGUCUCCGCGACGUCUGAUGAACUUCUAUAUCAUCGCAAAGCAGCUGAACCAGAAACGUUCUACGACCGCCACUUCACAACGCCGUUCAAAUCACUCCCACAUUCGCCUCAGCAUCGAACUUGGCAGAGGUCCUGCACGGAGAAUCUUGAUAGCAUCUCACGGCGGAGAGUACGCCGACAGUUCCGCCGCGGUGCGCACGAAUCCGCUGGACUUGGGACCGGACUUCGUCAAGUAUGGGUACAGAGAUUGCUGGCUGGUGGUGGAUCGAAUGUAUGUGAGUUCGGAGGAGCAAGAGGAAGGGUUCGCAGUGGAGCUGUUUGUGGAUCAGCCGAAUGCAGUGGAGGUUGGAGAUUGGCGGGCUUGGGAGGACUGA
Messenger RNA from Zymoseptoria tritici IPO323, 2556 nucleotides. RefSeq lists its product as uncharacterized. Bases 1 to 2556 code for a protein of 851 amino acids. Lineage: Eukaryota; Fungi; Ascomycota; Dothideomycetes; Mycosphaerellales; Mycosphaerellaceae. The record is from RefSeq and is a predicted model, not a curated record. Gene Ontology annotation, biological process: proteolysis. Gene Ontology annotation, molecular function: calcium-dependent cysteine-type endopeptidase activity. The transcript has 3 exons.